Messenger RNA from Melospiza georgiana, 2484 nucleotides. RefSeq names its product serine/threonine/tyrosine kinase 1 (gene STYK1). The transcript has 10 exons. Bases 108 to 1385 code for a protein of 425 amino acids. The record is from RefSeq and is a predicted model, not a curated record. Lineage: Eukaryota; Metazoa; Chordata; Aves; Passeriformes; Passerellidae. Gene Ontology annotation, biological process: cell surface receptor protein tyrosine kinase signaling pathway; multicellular organism development; positive regulation of kinase activity. Gene Ontology annotation, cellular component: signaling receptor complex. Gene Ontology annotation, molecular function: ATP binding; transmembrane receptor protein tyrosine kinase activity.
CAAAGAGGGACUAGUGUGGACAUGGCUGCUGUGUCAGAGCUUUUUCCAUGGAUCUUUGCUGCACUCUCUAAAGUGGGGGCUGGAGGCCUGCUUGCUUGUAACUGAACAUGGCAGGGGAUGAGAAAAGAUUCUCACGGAUGCUGCUGGAGUGCAAUAGCAAUGACAAGCUAUGUGUUGUGCGUGAACACCAAACGGAAGUGAUCGUUGUUCCAGUUCUCCUGGUGGGACUUUUUGUCAUUGUGCUCAGUGUGAUCCUCUGGCUCCACUGCCGUGGCCUGCGAGCAAAGCAGGAGCAAUCAGCACCAGCCAGAACCCAAGUGACAAGAAAGAAUCAGCAGGAACCCUGCUCAACAGAGAACCGCUACAUCCAGCUAAAUGAGAGCUCUGUGGAGAGCCUGCUAAAUUCUGUGUCCUUGACUCUGAAAGAAUUAGAGAUACCACGAGAGAAACUCUUACCAGACAGCUUGCAGCUGAUAAAACUUGGUGCCUAUGGGAGCAUCUACAGAGCACAGUUGGAAACUGGGAGCUCUGGGAAGACUAAGACUGUGGUGUUGAAAGCCUUGCAAGAUCCAGCUAGUCCCCAGAAAGUGAAGGAUUUCUUGGGAAGGAUUAAAUUCCAUCAAAACCUUGGCCAUCACGAGAACCUGGUUGAAUUGGUUGGAUGUUGUAUAGACCAGCUCCCACUGUAUAUGAUCAUGGAAGAUGUGUCUCUUGGUGACCUGCUGACAUUUCUGUGGACAUGUCGGAAGGAUGUAAUGGCAAUGGAUGGUGUCCCCUAUGACCUCACUGAGAGGCAGGUAUAUGAGGUCGGACAGCAGGUUGCAGCAGCUCUGGCUUAUCUUGAAGAAAAGAACUUGUUCCAUGGUGACAUUGCUGCCAGGAAUGUCCUUCUCCAUCACAACUUCACUGCCAAGCUCUGUGGUUUGGGCCUGGCCUACGAAACUCACACACACGGUGCCAGCUCAGUCACACGGAACGUCCCCGUCAAGUGGCAGGCACCAGAGAGGCUCCUGAGCAAACCCCCUACCAUCAAGGCAGACAUAUGGUCUUUUGGAAUUCUACUGUAUGAAAUGAUUACAUUAGGUGCUCCACCAUAUCCUGAGGUGCCACCUUCUGACAUCUUAUCCUACCUGCAGAAACAGAACAUUAUGAAGCAGCCCUCAAGCUGCCAGCAAGCCAUGUACUGCAUCAUGAGGUCCUGCUGGCAGUGGAGUGCAGCUGACCGGCCUUCCCCAGCGCAGCUCUUGUGCUCCCUGGAAACAGCCAUGAAGACCAGCAAUGGGCACACAGUGCUGCAGGUGCCUGAGCCAGUGGUGCCUGAACUCUAUGCUGAUGCUGCUGGUGUUGAUGUGCACAGCCUGGUGAGGGAAUACACAAUCCUCUGAAGGGUCCUUUUGUAUUUUGGUAAAGGAGAAAGAAGUCUCAGAGUUUUCCCUUCCUAAAUAUUUUGCAAGCUCAGAACGAGGUGUGUAUGUUAGAAGGGAUCUCUUUGUUCUUCAGACAUCUAUAAAAUCUCCAUGCCAGACGCAAGAAACUGUUAUCAUUAUUGUUAAAUCAACCUGUUGGUGUCAUUCUGCCAGUGGUCAUUUGGGAGUAAAGUGUGUUUAGAAAGCUGUAGAAAAUGAAAUGAGAAACUUGAAUUAAAGGAGUGUUAGGUUUGUGUGGCAAGGUUUUGGUGAUGGGGUGGACUGCAGAGGUGACUUCUGUGAGAAGAUGCCAGAAGCCUCCCCCAGCUCCACGAUGGACCUGCUGCUGGUCAAAGCUGAGCCCUUCAGCAACACUGGUAGCACCUCUGUGAUUAGAUAUUUAAGAAAGUGUAAAAGAUACUGCAUAACAGCAGGUGAAAGAGAGGAGUGUGAAUGUGAGAGGAGCAGCUCUGCAAACACCCAGGGCAGGGCAGAAGGAGGGGCAGGAGCUGCUCCAGAGCUGGGGUUUCCCUGAGAUUCCGUGGCUGAGCCCCUGCAGCCCCUGGAGGGCAGGGAGGGUGCAGAGAUCCACUUGCAGCCCCCGAAGGAGCCCACGCCAGAGCAGGGGGAUGUCUGGAGGCUGUGACUCCAAGGGAAGCCUGUGCUGGAGCAGAAUCUGUCCUGACAGAAUCUGUGGAGAGAGGAGCCCUCAUUGGAGAAGGACCACAUCUCAUGGAUAGGGAUUCAUGCUGGAGCGCUUAAUGAAGAACAACCCUUGCAAAGAACUUAUGUUGGAGAAAUUCUGAAGGACCUACUUUCCUUUGGAGGGACCCCACAAUGGAGCAGGGAAAGCAUGUGAGGAGUCCUCCCCCUGAGGAGGAAGGAGCAGCAGAGACAAUGUGAGAUGAACUCACCACAACCCCCAUUCUCCCUGCUGGAUGAGAAGAGGUAGAGAAAUUAGGAGUGAAGCUGAGCCUUGGAAGAAGAGAAGGGUGGAGGAAGGUGCUGCAGGACUUGGUUUUAUUUCUCAUUACACUUCAUAAUUUGAUUUGCAAUAAACUAAUUUUUCUCAAGUUGA